GAUAUAGUAAACCAACAGUUACUUCAAUCUGUGACAAACUUUGUUCCCGUUUUUUCUCCAGGUGUGUUUGGCGUUGAAUCAGUGUCAGUGAUGGAGGGAGAAUAUGUUACUCUACGCACUAAUGAUGCUGAAAUACAUGAAGGUGACUACAUGCUGUGGGAUUUUGGAGCUAAAAAAGAUCCCUUUGCUCGAAUUAAUAAGAAGGCUGGAAUCUUCUCAAUGUCUGAUAGACUUGAUGGGAGAUUCAGAGGCAGACUGCUACUGAGCAAUAAAACUGGAGAUCUCACCAUCACAAACACCAGAAUCACAGACACUGGACUUUAUAAACUACAGAUCAGUGGAGCUAAAAUGUCAUCAGAAACAUUCAGUGUUACUGUCUAUGCUCAUCUGCCCGUUCCUGUGAUCACCAGUAACUCUUCUCAAUGUUCUUCAAGCUCUAAAUGUGUGUUGGUGUGUUCAGUGGUGAAUGUGACACAGGUGACUCUCUCCUGGUACAAAGGAAACAGUUUAUUCUCCUCCAUCAGUGUGUCUGAUCUCAACAGCAGUCUCUCUCUACCUCUGGAGGUGGAAUAUCAGGAGAACAACAUCUACAGCUGUGUGAUCAACAAUCCCAUCAGAAACCAGACUAAACAUCUCAACAUUACUGAAGUCUGUCAGCCGUGUUCAGAUCUGGACUCAUCUUUGGUUUAUAUAGAGCUGAUUUCUGCUGCUGCCGGAUCUCUGUUGAUUGUGGCUGCAGUUGUGAUAUUCUGCAUCUACAGGAAACACAAAAAAACACAUCAAGACGUCCAGACACUUGAAGAAGAGAUAACUUAUGCUGAUCCAACAUUCUGUACAGGAAAUGCACAUCACUUGAAAGCUGAAGAAGAGAGUGAGGUGGAGUACGCUGGUGUCUUCAUGAGAAGAUAAAAUACUCUAAUAAAUCACACCCAAAAUAAACCACAAAACCAUGCUUUCUCUCAACAGUAUUUCAGCUUUCCUGAAUUCUCAUUACCCCUUUAUUCUUACCUGCCAACAGGAGAGAAGCACUUUCAAUGGCAGUAUCCUGUAUAUAUCCCAGUCAUUUCAAGAGAACUUUCAUUAUAUGUUUUUCUAUUGUAGGCUAACACUUAAAAAAAAAAAAAACUUCAAAUCUGUGUUUAAUGUUACAUUUGAGCUUACUUCAUCUUACAUCAGUGGAUCCAUCCAUUGGCUGAAAGAACUUGUAAUAAGUACUCUAUGCAGUAGUGGUGGUGAUAUUGAUUAAUCUCAGUGAUGAGUCUUUUUAAUCUGUUCAUCAAAAAGAUUUGUUCAGAUUAGUUCAAUGAUUUGUUCAUUGACCAUUUCUGCAAAUUACUCUUUUUCACCAGUAGGUAGCACAAAAUGACUAUUUUUAACAGUUUAAACGAGGAAAUAGCAAAAUUAUUCACGAUCGGAAAAAGUCUAAUUAUUAUUUAUUAAAAUUUGCGUCUCAACACUUCUACUAAGAGACUUCAGCACUGCAGAGAGUUUAAGCAUCAUAAGCGUUUCCCCACAAAUGUCAACAAAACAUAUCUAUCAUACUGUGAACUACUAAGUAUUACUUUUUAUCAAGCUAUACAAAAAAGACAAUACUAGCCUAAAAUAUAAUUAUGAGUUUCAAUAAAGUCCGGGUGCCAUUGUAAUAAAUUAUUUAUCACUCUUGUUGAACGAGAUUGCCGAAUUGAACAAACCACUUGCCUCCUCUUGUUUAGUCAUUCAGCAGAUCCUCGUUAACGAUGACUGAUUCAUGCAUUUUGUUUGUGAACAAGU
Messenger RNA from Myxocyprinus asiaticus (Chinese sucker), 1770 nucleotides. RefSeq names its product natural killer cell receptor 2B4-like. The record is from RefSeq and is a predicted model, not a curated record. The annotation marks the transcript as partial. NCBI's taxonomy places the organism in Eukaryota, Metazoa, Chordata, Actinopteri, Cypriniformes, Catostomidae. The transcript is spliced from 5 exons.